UAGAGACUUCCAUGCUGAGCUGACACAGUUUUUUUUAAUACAAUUGAGAGGCAGAUGUUUUGAUGUCACAUGAUGCAUAAAAGGCAGAGCGCCAGUGAGAAGAACAACAGGAAUCAUGAGCGGAAAGAUUAUCUUCUUCGAGGACAGAAACUUCCAGGGCCACUCUUACGAGUGCAGCAGCGACUGCUCGGAGAUCUCGUCCCACCUGAGCCGAUGCAGCUCCUGCAGGGUGGAGACCGGCUGCUUCAUGGUGUAUGAGCAGCCUCACUACACGGGCCAGCAGUACCUGCUGACCCGGGGAGAGUACCCCGAGUACCAGAACACCAUCGGCUUCAGAGACUGCAUUCAGUCCUGCCGCCUCGUCCCCGUGCACAAGGGGCCAUUUAAGAUGAGAAUCUAUGAGAAUGCCAACUUCGAAGGUCAAAUGCACGAGCUGACGGACGACUGCGACUCCAUCCAGGACAGCUUCCACAUGUCGGACAUGCAGUCCUGUAACGUGAUGGACGGCUACUGGCUGAUGUUUGAGCAGCCCAACUACAAGGGCAGGAUGUUUUAUCUGCGGCCAGGAGAAUACAGAAACGUUAGAGAAGUCGGCAGCAAUGACAUGAAAUUCAAAUCAUUCAAACGCAUCACAGAGUCUUAAUCAUCUGGUGAUUGAUAUUCUGCAGAUUUGUUUUGUUAAUUAUAAUACAAUGUCCAAACGGGACAAAUUAGGCCUCUUGUCUUAACUCUGAAACUGUGACAUGUACAUUGUUUGCGUGUUGUUUCAGCAUGAUCUUAUAACUGAUUGUGAAUUUGUGUCUUUUAAUUAGUGAUGUGCACAAUAAAUUGACUGGUAGCAAA
Molecule: messenger RNA, 843 nt
Organism: Cololabis saira (Pacific saury)
Lineage: Eukaryota; Metazoa; Chordata; Actinopteri; Beloniformes; Belonidae
Product: gamma-crystallin M3-like
Exons: 3
Coding region: 116-643 (175 amino acids)
Biological process (GO): lens development in camera-type eye; visual perception
Molecular function (GO): structural constituent of eye lens
Source: RefSeq, a predicted model, not a curated record